CGCGAUGCCCCCGGGUUGAUGCAUUGACGCUUGAUAAGCCAAAUUUCGUGCCAAAGGCCAGGCCAAUAUUGGCCCGGCCCUGUUGCCGAGGCCACGUGAUAUUGUGGGUUCAAUUUGAACUUCCAACGUUCACGCUGGCCACCUACCACUGUACUUCAGAGUACUUAAUACUAGCCCUGGCGUACCUGCCGCCGCCGUUUGGCCUUUGCUCCUCACUGAGUUUUUCGGGAAAGGAAUUUCUGUCGGCUCACACCUAUCCUUCAGGCCAAGAUUACAGGCCGCUGAACAAUAUUCAGAUUUUUCGCUGACUAGGAAUUAUUAUGAACCACAGCAAUGCUGACCGUGCCACUCUGGCAAGCCUGCCAUUUCUUUGAGGUACGUUAACGAAGGACAUGAUCUCAUUUAUGAGUGGUCGGCUGGCGCCACAUCAAAAGAAUAACCAGGAGGCCUUCCAACUUGGCCGCGUCAAUGGCCAGACUGACCAGACUCGGACACAAUGCCAUAUCAUGGAGACAUGUUCUGCCCCUGUCAUUUGCCUAUAACACCUGCUAGCCAUGCGAUCCUUAUAAAAGACCAGGGAGGUAUGAUGAUACAGCUCUUUUCAAAGCUGGAUGUCCAAAUCUUUCAGCUAUACAGCAUAAUUGCAUUGCCCGUACGCUUGACCUACCCGAUGGCACCUCAGAAAAGGCGUUCUGGCCAGUCCUUUGGGGAAUCUUCAUCCUCAUCGAUUAAACGGAGCACUCCGCCCUCCUCACCUACGAAGCAACGUUCAACUGAACGUUUUACGCUACCGGAUGGAUCAACAGCACAUCGUGUUCCAGCCCCAUCCCCAUCCCCAUCCCCAUCUCAUUCAUGCCAUCACACAAUUCUGUUUUAUGAUAAUGGCAAUCCUGGCGUCUCGGUCAAGAAUGUCUUGAAUGGUGAAUGUGUUCAAGACAAUCCAGAACUUGAUUUUAAGGCUGGGUUCCUCAAAAUAGUCUUCCAGUGGCCUGGUUAUGAUUCUUCGGAUGUUCAUACCUCCAGACACAUUACAGUCAAUCCGAAUACCAGACAGGAACUCGCAGUUGCACUAUGCACUGCGUUGCAUAAUUUUUACUUAUCUGUAUCAAAAAUAUCACCUUCGGUCGAAUUUGGCCCUUGGGCCCUCUGUUCACGAGUCCGCUUACGAAAUAUCAUGCUCAUGUCCUUACAUUCCAACGCUGGUAUGUGGUUUCCGGAGUUUUAUGUACUCCGGAGGUAGUAGUAUUGUUGGAUUCGUCGAGUCGAAUUCACGCUUAUAACACAUAAUACAUGUAUAAGUAAUGCAGCAGGACACAUGACAUACACCUGUAUGCAGUGACGAUUAAUAUGAGAAAAUGCACAAAGGACUUUCCUGCCGCGUUUGCAGGUUAGAGAGUCAAAGUCCCUCCACUCUCGAACCUGGACUCGUGACCAGCCGUCUAAGGCAAACCAUCGAUAAAUGCAGACGG
This is a messenger RNA of Suillus subaureus, 1469 nucleotides long. RefSeq lists its product as uncharacterized. NCBI's taxonomy places the organism in Eukaryota, Fungi, Basidiomycota, Agaricomycetes, Boletales, Suillaceae. The record is from RefSeq and is a predicted model, not a curated record. The transcript is spliced from 4 exons. The coding region runs from base 497 to 1240 and encodes 247 amino acids.